CGUACCAGCUGUUAAAAGUGUCCCCACUGUGAUUAAGCUUUAAAAUAGUUGUAAAAAGUAACACUCUUUGUAGUCCGGCAUGCCUUGGCUCCGGCUUCUCCCAUUACUUAAGUUUCCGUGCCGCCUCAGCUCCCCCAUCUCCAGUGAAGCGUGGGCGCUCGUGCCAGCAUAUGGCCGCUGCCACACAAAGGGAGCCGGAGGCCGCCAGCGCUACGCCUCCACCCGUCUUUCAUUACCUUUCUAUCUCGCUGGCUCUGACCCCCGCCUUUCUCCCCAAAGGCCCUGCUGGCCAGCUGGCUGCCGCUCGAGUGUCGCUUUCCUGGCUCGGGAGCGGGCAGCGAGCACACGAGCCUGUGUUAUUAUAUUGGAGCAGUGCGUGUGAGAGCGUGAUGACGGCUUUGUGGGAUACGAUGAGUUCCAGGGAGCCGGUUCCCGCGGGCGCCAUAGCCUACUGAGCCAGGGAUGGUGCUCCACCGGGCCAUCCGGGCGGCCCGGGACGGAGACCUCGCUGCCCUGAGGGACCUGGCCUCCUCCGGGAAGCUCUCCGCGGCCGUCGCCGACGCUCAGGGCGCCGGGCCGGUGCACCACGCCGCCAGGUGUGGCCGCCUGGACUGCCUGAAGUUCCUGGUGAAUGAGGUGGGCCUGCCGGCUGACCCCCGGGCCUUGAACAGGGCCACGCCGGCCCACGACGCAGCCGCCACCGGAAACACCCGGGAGCUCCGGUGGCUGGUGGAUGAAGGAGGCUGCAGCAUCGAGGACAGAGACGCCGCCGGCGCCACCGCCCUUCACCUGGCAGCUCGGUUUGCUCGUGUGGAGGCCAUCACGUGGCUGCUGUCUGCCGGGGGGCGGGCCGGCGUGGAGACCAACUGCGGAGCCGUGCCGGCUCACUACGCCGCAGCCAAUGGGGACCUGGCCUGCCUGAAGCUGCUCAUCCAGGGGGCGCCGGGGAGCGUGAACCACCAGACAGCCCUGGGCGCCACGCCGCUCUACCUGGCCUGCCAGGAAGGACACCUCAGCGCGGCGGAGUACCUGGUGAAGGACUGCGGGGCCGACGUCCACCUGAGAGCCGACGACGGCAUGACGUGCCUGCACGCCGCGGCCCACAUGGGCCAGCAAGCCGUGGUGGUGUGGCUGGCGACCUGCACUGACGUGAACUUGUCCUGCCAGGACAGAGACGGCUCCACGGCUCUGCACUUUGCUGCCAGCAGGGGGCACUGUUGCAUCUUGAAGCAGCUGCUUCACAUGGGUUCAAAGGUCAUCAAGGACUACUGGGGAGGGACACCGCUUCAUGAUGCUGCAGAGAAUGGAGAAUUGGAGUGCUGUAAAAUCCUGCUGGCCAAUCAAGCCGAUCCCUCAGAGCAGGACGCGGACGGCUUCACGGCGGCGGACCUGGCAGAGUACAGCGGUCACUCCUCAUGUGCCAGAUACCUCCGUGUGAUGGAGAGAAACACAUCCUGUGCAGAUAAGCCCAUCGAGGUCGUUGCUCCAACCAAGGAGGAGGUGAAGGUGAGCCUGACGGUGUUAUUACAGCCCAGAAAGGAGGAGGACUAUUACGAGGGCCUGACGGACACAUGUGAGCAGAGUCGGGACGCCAACACGAACAUGGACAGUCUAAAGCAGCCGGAGAGUGAGGAGAACCCACAGGCCCGAUACCCCCAGGCGCCUGCCGGUCCUUCCAGUUCGCCUGGCCCAGCUCAGUCCGACAGGUCCACCGUCCACAGAAUAGAGCAGGUUCAAGUCGCAACAUCUGUGAUUAAAGGUUUCAGUCAGCCCAAGGCUGCUGGGACUGAGACGGCGCCCCCCGAUGGAAGCCUCAUGCCUGAGAAAAAACUCCUGGGUGACAUGAAGUCCAUCACGUCUCUGAAACAGUCGGGAAUAUCGGGAGUCUUCACCGGCCAGCCGCAGAGUAAGAUGGUGGUCCUGCCCACCGAAGAGGCCAACCUGUCGGACAUCGACUAUCUGGUGCCCACCCAUGACGACAGAGGCCGGCCCAUCGCCGAGUGGAAGAGGCAGGUCAUGGUGAGGCAGCUGCAGGCCAGGCUCCUGGAUGAGGAGGCUCAGAGGAGGAAGGAAAAUGGGAACCGAUAUGCCAAAGUCAGCUGGAGGUACUCCCAAGCCCACAAUGCCAUCCUGGGGCCCUCUGGUGAGCUGCUGACUGAGGAUGAUCUCAUCUAUCUGGAGCAGCAGAUCGCCAGCGUCUCCCUGCAGAGGAACUGUGAAAGCUACGAGCUGGAGCUGGCCCGGCUGGCCGAGGAGCUCCGCCACAUCCUGCCGGCCCCCAUCGUCAACAUCACGGUCAACACGCAGUUCCGGAACUUCCCCAGUCAGGUCCCUCUACCUGUGUGGUGCGGCCGCAUCUCGGGCAUCGUGAAGAGCAUGUCUCUGCUCAUGAGCAACCUGACGGACCAGCCGUACUGCAAGAUGCCCAACACUGACCUGAUCACGGUGUUUUCCCAAACCCCGGAGAGGCAGACCUCCACCAGGGGACGCAUGGAGAGGAUAGAAGAUGAGAUCCAUCAGUUCGGCGUGUCGGUGAGGACUCUGAAGUCGAACUUCGAGAGCCAGGGCUCGUCUCUGUGUGUGGAGCCGGAGGAGGCGGUGGUGCUGAGCUGUCCUGUGCAGCUUCGGGAUGCUGAGUCAGAGGAGCCGCCCGAGGCUCUGGAUCCAGCCCCGGAAACUGAUCGGAACAGUGACUCCGGCAUUGAUUACGAUGAAAAUGUUGCAGAUGUUCUGGAGACCACCAGCCUCAGGAAGGAGCGUAUAGUCGUCCUGUUCUUAGGUCACUGGAAGAAGUCGGCCUACACUGUGGCGCUGAAGAGCCGAGACGCCGCCGAGAGGAAGAUGAGCGUCGCCAGCCCGGGGAUGGACGACAGACCUGAGUCUGGCCAUAGGGGCAGCGUGGAGACCGCCCAGUCCAAGAUGAUGAACAGCUCCCUGGGACAUUUCUUCAAGCAGAGGAGUGCUGUCAACAAGAUGCUGGGGAACUGGAGGAGCAUGAUCUCCAGCGUUCCCUCCAGACAGAUACGCAGGCUCCACAGACAGAAGGCCCUCUACUCUCCAGAGCAGUUCUUGCCUCGUUUGGACGGCGUGCCCAUAGAGUACGACAACCUGACCCUGGACCUCUUCAUGCUGGGAUACUUUCACAUCCUGGAGCUGGAGCUGCCGGUGGACGAGCGCAAGAUGAGGCACCUGCUGUGUUUCGAGGUGUUUGACCACGUCGGCAGCUUCCCCUGGGAGAUGGUCAGGGACUUUCACAAGGCCGUCAUCCAGGACAUCGAGGCUGGGAACCGCGAGUGGAGGGACGGCUUCGAGGACAUUAAGGUUAAAUUCUUUGGCAACACCCCGAGUCAGUCGGACUGCAGUUUGGAAGUGGUGAAACACAGCCUUCCAGAAGUCCGACAGGUCCCUAAAGUCAUCGUGCAGACCCCCACGCCCGACGAGGGCGUGCUCUGCCGAGGAACGGAUAUCAGCAGCUUCAGCAACGAGGAAAUCUGUAAAUACAUCGACCGCAGCUUCGCUUUCUGGAAAGAGAAAGAGGCUGAGAUUUUUGAUUUUGAAUAGUUUGUACGGAGGGUUUGUUUGCUUUCUAAUCAGGGCUGGGCGUCAAAUCUGAACUUUAAAAAUCAUAAUACUGUAUGAAGAAGCUGAAAGUUCACUCAUUGAAUCUGAUUUUCUAGUCUUAUUUGAAUAUUGUUUUGUUUUAUUUUAUACUAUUUAUGUUUACAAACUAAAUUUCAGUGAGUUCCAAAAUUUGAGAUUUUUAAAACAUUUGUAUAAAAAGCAAAAAUUGAAAAAACACAUAUAAGAGAAUAUGUUUACAGUAAUACAACACUGAGAUGUGUGACCUUAUCAAAGCUCAGGGUUUAAAUUGGCAAAUCCAACCGUCUUUUCCGAACCACUCCCAGCCCUUUAGAGUGAUUUUGAAGUGUUUUUUUUUUCCAGAGUUUUUAGUUUGUGUUGAAAAGAUCAAAUUUAUUAUAUGAAAGAUUAAACAGACGCAAGAUGAAAAACCGAAAUAUUGACAAAGUCUGUGAUAAAGACAUGUUUAGAUUUUUAGAGUCCAGACUCUUAAAAAUCAAAGAAUUUGUGUUUUUAAAGUAGAACUUCUUGAGAAAAGUUUUUUUUCUUCAGUCUAAAUGUUUGACAGUGUUUUAUUUUUGAAUUUUUUAAAUUUGCUUUUUAGUUUUAUUGAUAUUUCCUAACAUAACAUCUUUCUGGUGUGUUUUUGCCUUUAAAUGAGGCCCCAGGCCCCAUCAGA
Molecule: messenger RNA, 4258 nt
Organism: Salarias fasciatus (jewelled blenny)
Lineage: Eukaryota; Metazoa; Chordata; Actinopteri; Blenniiformes; Blenniidae
Gene: espnla
Product: espin like a
Exons: 11
Coding region: 463-3561 (1032 amino acids)
Biological process (GO): actin filament bundle assembly
Cellular component (GO): cytoplasm
Molecular function (GO): actin filament binding
Source: RefSeq, a predicted model, not a curated record